GGUGCCUGCUCACGCUCGGUCGCGCGCCACAGCCUGAGCUCGGGCGUACGUAUCCCUCUGGGCCACGCCAAGUGUCAGCAACAAGCACCGAACCCCACUCCUCCCCCCGCUCCUCUCCUCUCCUGCUCCCGAGACCAUGGCGGCGACGCCUCCUGCCACCGCCGCCGCCCCCCCCCCCGCGGGCGGGGCGCACAGCGUGUUCGUGUACGGGAGCCUCAUGGCGGACGAGGUGGUCAGCGCCAUCCUCAAGCGCAUCCCGGUCUCCUCCCCGGCGCUCCUCGCCAACCACCAUAGGUUUAACGUCAAGGAUCGUAUUUAUCCAGCAAUCCUACCUGUUGAAAGCAAGAAAGUUGCUGGAAAGGUUUGUUAACUGUUUUACAGAGCUCAGCUAUUUAUCGUUUUUUC
Triticum urartu is the source of this 405-nucleotide messenger RNA. Lineage: Eukaryota; Viridiplantae; Streptophyta; Magnoliopsida; Poales; Poaceae. The record is from RefSeq and is a predicted model, not a curated record.